This is a messenger RNA of Triplophysa rosa, 423 nucleotides long. Its product is annotated as cytochrome c oxidase subunit 6B1. The record is from RefSeq and is a predicted model, not a curated record. Bases 1 to 261 code for a protein of 86 amino acids. Lineage: Eukaryota; Metazoa; Chordata; Actinopteri; Cypriniformes; Nemacheilidae. Gene Ontology annotation, cellular component: respiratory chain complex IV; mitochondrion. The transcript is spliced from 3 exons.
AUGGCCGAAGACAUCCAGCAGAAACUGGAGAAGUACCGCACAGCGCCGUUUGACGCGCGCUUCCCCAACCAGAACCAGACCAGAAACUGCUGGCAGAAUUACCUGGAUCAUCAUCGAUGCCAAAAAGCUCUGGAUGCCAAAGGUGUUGACACAGCCCCGUGUGAAUGGUACAGACGAGUCUACAAGUCUCUCUGCCCUAUUUCCUGGAUUGAGAAGUGGGACACACAGAUGGAUGAGGGAACGUUCCCCGGCAAGAUCUGAAUAUCUUCGUCUCCAAAGCACCAGCAUCAGAUGGACCGGAUCGCGUGUGUCUGUGAUCUUCAGCUGAGCAGGGCCUUACCAAUGUCUGUUCAAAAACGCACUUGUCCAGCAGAGGACGAGAGACAUCAUUACUGCCAUUCCUUAUUUAAAUGAAUGUGUUGC